AUGGCAGCAACAAUCGAGCAACUUCUUCACGCCCAUCCUACAAACCCCGUUGAAGAGACAGGGUAUGAAAGCUCCUCAAAUAAGGCGUGGACUAGAAACUAUAAGCCCAUUGUCAAGGUUACCGUCCAUACAUUUGAACGAAAUGGAGCGAUGGCAGCGAACUUUGACGCCUUUGUUCCUGAGCAAGCGGAUGACCAGCACCGAAAGUCUUUAGGGGCGUACCCACCAAACCCACAUUGCUGGCGGAUGGAUACCGAAGCAGACGCUAGGCAUUGGUUUUAUCAUGAGGUAUCGGACACCGUAAUGGCUGCUUUUGCAUCGGCUCCACCACUGGUUCAAGUUGCGGAGGCCAAGGCCUUUUCGGACCAACAUGUUGCCCACGUUGUAGACGAGUCUUUCACCUUCAAGACGCCACGCUCCAGGAUUCCGCUAGUCAUAGGAGAGUUUAAAAGAAACAUCCUACUGCGGGGAGAGUGGCAACGUGGAAAGAUCGUCUCCGCUGGGCAGUUGACUUUAUCGCGUGAACUUAGAGGAUAUGCUGUUAAAUAUGAGUGCCCGCAGGUAUUCUGCUUUGAUGGCUAUUCCCUACUUAUGCUACAGUUCAAGGCCAAGACGCUUGAGGCUAUCGCUCACGAGGAUUGCAGGGUCGACUGCUGGUUUUUCCCGAGAGAGAAUGCAGGUGGCGUUCCUCUUCGAUACGCCUUCUAUAGGUUGCUUGUACAGGGUCUCCGCAGGUGUCAGGGCCAGCUGUCUCCAAGCAUUGUGACUUUGAACGGCCAGCAAUCCGAGUUUCGGAACUUUUACACUGGGGAGCCUGUCUGGGAGAUUGACGAUUCCCUACAUAGACAUCCGUGGGGCAUGUACAGGGCGGUUGACCCGAGAAAUGGUUCAAUGUACUGGAUGUUUAAUGGGCAGGAGGUCCUGGAUGAAAGUGGUCAGCGUCUUUUAGACGGCCCGCCCUUGUACAACUAUUGA
Molecule: messenger RNA, 975 nt
Organism: Cordyceps militaris CM01
Lineage: Eukaryota; Fungi; Ascomycota; Sordariomycetes; Hypocreales; Cordycipitaceae
Exons: 2
Coding region: 1-975 (324 amino acids)
Source: RefSeq, a predicted model, not a curated record